CCAGGUCACUUGGAGGAACCAAAAUGGAACAGGGCCAUAGAGUCACACUGUGCUUUACCCUUCCUAACUGGAAGAAAUGUUGUUGUCUUUUCCAGGGCGGACGACAUCCAGCUCUGCAAAGACAUCAUGAGUCUGAAACAGGAGCUGAGGAAGGUGGUAACUGUACCAGAGAGAGAGAAGACCAAGAAACAGAGACAGUGGGAGGAGGAGUUGAUCCUGAAAAUCCAUAAACUGGUGCAGAAGAGGGAUUUCCUAGUGGACGAUGCAGAGGUGGAGAGAUUAAGGGAGCAGGAGGAGGACAAGGAGAUGGCUGAGUUCCUGAGACAGAAGCUGAUGCCUCUGGAGAAGCUGGCCAGAGAAGCUGCCCAAAAUCCCCAGAAGCCCAAGAGACAAGUCCCUGAUCCUCCGCCCAGCAAGCCGACCAUCACCAAGUCCAUCACCAUCAUCAAGGACUGCUGCGGAGCCACCCAGUGUUGUGUCAUGUAACCGUGGUUACAGAGGAGUUGAGGACAGUACACCCUCCCAUUCACAGCACCACCCUAGUAACAACAACACAGUCACACUGUACAUCUGUCACCUGACCUGGUCUCUUGGUGUCAUAUCACCUAUCGUUACAUCAUUUCCUGUGAUCCAGAGAACCCUGGUGCAAAAUGGACACCCAUAUAGAGGUGAUAGAUGGACAGGCAUGGCCACAUGUAAAUACAGUAAAUGAUGGAAAUGAAAUACAUGACACUAUAUAAUGUUAAAAGGCAAUUGGAAAUUGAAUAUAUGGGACCUGUACAGUAUUGUAAGCAAGCAACAUAAGCUACAAUGACAUUUCAAUAGACCAAUUUAUAUUGAAACAUUCUUCAGAGAUCAAUAAUGACAUAUAUUCCUCAGAUUUAUAAGCACAACGUCCCGUACCGAACCACAAAUGCAUCAUACCAAGGUUCUCUGUCCACCAGGAAAUGACAUGACUUAAUUGUUAUUCACUUUGUCAUUUUGAUAACGGGUAUUUACUGUAUGCUUCCAUUCCAACCCUUUAACGGAACAACUAGAACUCCUCUCAGACUUAGGACUGUAUGCUUAACAGGGUGGGGUCAAUACCAUUUCAAUUCAGUCGAUUACUUACCGAAUUACCAGAUUUUAAAAUGAAUUGAUCCAACCCUGAUGCUUGCUCUGGAACUGUAGAUAAUGAAACACUUCACUCACUGUAGUACAUUUUUUUAAUCCCUUUAUUGUAAAGGUAUACUUCCUAUAUAAACAGUAUUACUGAACACAGUUGCUAUGAUACCAUUUACAUUGGCAAGCUGCAACAAUCGCAUGAUUGAGUUAUUUUGUUACUCUAUGAUGUAUAUUAACGUAUCAAUAACCAGUAUACACGCAUUUAUGUUGCUAAGA
Salmo salar (Atlantic salmon) is the source of this 1380-nucleotide messenger RNA. The record is from RefSeq and is a predicted model, not a curated record. NCBI's taxonomy places the organism in Eukaryota, Metazoa, Chordata, Actinopteri, Salmoniformes, Salmonidae.